AUGGUGAAUGUGUUAAACCAAACCUUCCUGAACUAUGACAAUGUCAAUAAUGUUUACACAUGGGCUUUUAGAAGAACUGGUUAUAUGGCUUACAGAAUUUCAGAAAUAUUUGCUGCAGAGUUUGGGGAAAGCAAACGAAAUAACCAAUUCAGAGUUGUUUUAGCAGGUCAAGGAGCAAAUUCAUACAUUGUUAUGCAAGGUAUUACUCUAAUCAACAAGUUUUUUGGUCCUCCAUCCAAGUACUUAUAUGCCAUUGCUUCAGCUCCAUACUAUAUUCUUGAUAAUAACUAUUCAGGAGUCAUGAAUACCAGUGAUGUGCUCGAUGAAUUGGCCUAUCAAGCAAGAAUAAGUCCACAAUCCUACGGUUAUGCCACUUACGUUUGUUUAUCUAAAUUCUGGGGAUUGAAACAUUUUGCCUAUGAAGGAGGGCCAGAUACAUAUGGAUCGUACAAUGUUGACUCAAAGAGAGCAGCUCAUUUAGAUCCAAGAAUGAAACAAAUCACAAUUGACUUCCUAACUACUUGGUUUAGUUACGGAUUUGAUGCAUUUUUAUACUAUACAACAGGGUAUGGGACAUACAGUAGCAGUACUGGAGCUUGGGCAUGGGCAGAGACUAUGAAUGAUUCCAUUCAUCCUAAGAAGGAUGGUGUCAUUCACAUGAUUAAUAAUCCAAAUGUUCCAUACAAUACAAGUGUUUUUAGAUACUUGGAAGGAAGUGCUUCACAAACAACACAACUUAGUAUUCCUGCCAUUAAACAUCAAUUAGCAGGUACUACCUACACAACCACUUUUAUUCCUUAUUCAUCUGUAGGAAUUAAUCAAACUCUUUACUAUCCCUUUGUUGCUGGUAAACGAGGAAUCUAUUCAGUUAGUGUUGAAACUCAAUAUGCAAAACAGGGAGGAAGUAUUGGAAUUUAUUGGAAUAAUGAUAAAAUGGGCUCUGUAUUAUGCAAUUCGAAAGUAUUUAACUUUUCACUUCCACUCAAUACCAGUUCGGUUAUUGAGAAGGGUAUUUCUGUAGUAACAUUAUAUAUAGAAUCUGACAAAUCUUAUAGUAUCAAUACUGUUAAUAUUACACUGGUUACAGAGGUUCAAGACUCAACCCCAACAACGCCAACAACCCCAACAGUGUCUUCCUCACAACUUGGUCAAACCUCAACUGUUUCGAAUAGAACUGUGGUUUCAGAAGGAUCAAAUAAUGGUCAUAAUUUCCUUAUUAACUUUCAAAUUAUAAUUGUAAUAUUAUGA
Molecule: messenger RNA, 1248 nt
Organism: Naegleria gruberi
Lineage: Eukaryota; Heterolobosea; Eutetramitea; Acrasida; Naegleriidae
Exons: 1
Coding region: 1-1248 (415 amino acids)
Source: RefSeq, a predicted model, not a curated record